CCGAUGGAAGAGGAUCGCGAGGACGUUCCUUACCAGUCAACAUCAUUUGUGCCGAGGAAUGUAGAACCGCCUUAUCCGUUAUUUACGCCGAGGAGUGUAGAACCUCUUUCCCAGCGUGGGAGGACUAGUCCGAGUCCGACGGACACUAGCAGCCUAGUUGCACGCCGAAUAAAUCUUCUAGCAGAGGGAGACGCAGCCGAAGGUAGCAGCAGCUCUAGAGUUGAAGCUGCAGCCGAAGAACGUAGAAGUACUCGUAGUUCUUCGUCGUCGGGUUAUAUUCCUAAAAAACUGCUGCAUACUGCUACCAAACUAGCGGAGACUGUUAGUCGGAAGAAACGUCUAAAAGAAGAUGUCGUGGUCUUUGUGGAGCCGGAGUUGAAAGGAGGCAGUACUGGCGAGAUCACACUGGGCCUGAAGACAAUGAAGCGCGUUAAGGGCGGAUCUGCUGCGUGUCAAGGAUUUCUCCGAUGGAUUUCUCAAUCUCACUUCACAACUGAUGGAGAUGGAUUGCCUUUGCCUACGAACACUACAGGAUCUGGUGGAGACGGUCUUGAAGGAGGUAUGUCAGGGGUCGUAGUUGAAGAUUUGGGAGAAACCGACACCGAGAAAACGUUGAAGAAUGAAGUUUAUGGCUUCCGCUAAUGCGUCUCCUCCAUACUAUGUAUAGAAGUAAGGAAGUACAAGAAGCGUUUACAACUAUAGAAGUACUAUAGAAGGUUAUCCCUCAUGUCCUUCUAGAAGGUUUAGUAUCCGAUCAAAGAAACAACUAAUACAGAUCAGUGAUAGAAGCUGUAGUACAACUCUCUUCAUCCCCCUGUAGAGUCUCUAGAAGGGGAUGAAUUGGAGAGAGCUCCUCUUCUAAGAAGUGUUUGGUGUCUUCCUUAAUUGGCUUAAGAAAGAAGUGGGCGGCCAGAAUAUGUCUGGAGUUCGCGAGAACAGACCACGCGUAGCAGGACUAUUCACACUGGAGAGCCGCGAGAAGUUCCAGAAGCUAGUGAACUCUGAUGAUGUAACAAAGAAAAUCUUUAUUCUCAACGAGGCCCACUCGGAAGAGGGAAAGCCCGUAGUUGUUGUUCAUCUGAAAGAUGAAUUGCUGAAGGAGAAAGAGAAUAAACUGAUUUAAGGUUUCCACAUAUCCAUCUUCGAGGGCAUCCACCCUGGAAACGUUUUUAAAGGGGAAAAAGGUUUCAGGAUGCGCUUUAGGAUGGAUUCAGGGAAUGUCUAACUGAUGUUGUACAACACGAGGACCGUGCCGACACCUACUGGCGCAGGCGCCUCCUUCUUUACUCCUGUGUGGGUGCAGCUUUUUAUUCAUCUCGGUGACGCAAAGGAAAGGCGCACUCCUAUACCUGGAGGUUUCUUGUUCGAGAAGUACGACAAAAACUGCACUGACAGUGACCUGUUCCACGCCAUACUAGAGAAAAAGCUACAUCAGAAAGACUCACCACUUCCUGCUGUCUAUCACGACCUCAUUGGCAUGGCCAGGUACCAGAGGCAUCCAAUAGUUAGUAACGACGAAGAGAAGAAGAAGAUAACCCGCCUCCAGCCAGGUUCAUACGAUGAACAAACUCUGCACCUGCUGGGCCUCGCGAGGCAUCUCCAGGACGAGGAUCAGGCGGCGACCAUGAUUCUUCUGAUGGAAGUCACGCUAUCUCCGAGCAAUUGCGCGCUUUUGCGGAUCAAAGAAGGGGGCGCCGAAAAGUUCUUUUCUAGUGCUGUACAGACUGCAGCUGAAGGGGGUGCUGCUACCUCCGAAGGUUCGGAUGCUGCUAGCUCCGAAGGUUCGGAUGCCGCAACCACGCACAGCUUCUACGAUGUGGAAAGCUUGCGAAAGAGCGACUCUUUCAUGCGGAAGGUGGUGAAGGACAUUGACGGCCUCGCUUUGCAAUUUGCGUCAGAGUGGCUGCGAAAUGACCGGCCGGCCGUUAUUAACGCACUGUGGCAGAAUCCUGAGGCAUUUCAGUACGCUUCGGAGAAACUGAGAAAAGAUUCCGGGUUCGUCUCGGGUGACGCCCUGGCCAGAGAGCGCCCGGAUGCUCUGAAGCAUGCGCACCCAGACUUGCUCAAUGGCAAGAGCGGCUCUACAUUUGCGCGACAAUUGAUGAGACAAAGCUACGCCGCAGCGAUUAAGCAUCUGCAGAUCGACUCCCUCUUGGAUCCGGGGGUCUUAGACAUUCUCCUCCAGAAUUAAGGGUACAAGAAAUUCAUCUUCACUGUCAUCUUGGUCCCGCUUUUAAAGGGAAGAGGAGACCCAAGAUGCUGCUGAGGCUGGAUUUCCAUUAGUUCUAAUAGAAGCGGCAACCUUACCGCGCACAGGCCCUGGACCUUCUGCUUCAGACCUUUCCAGAGUACUUUGAUUUUCAAAAUACCUUUGCGGCGCCAGCUGGUCGUAUAUCUCUGUCAGAGGAGGUUGGACCUCCGACCGGGUCCCAUCUUCUCAGCCUUUCAGAACGCGUUUUAGCACAUGUAAGUGGCGACGGAUCUACAACUCCUUCUUGGCUUUCCAGAAGAGUACUAGAAGAUCUUCCGCUUGGUUUUCAGGCCAUUUUCGGUCACCGAAAUCUGGCGAUUGCCGUCCUUGUGCUUCGUCCCUCCCUUCUCGCACAAGUUCCCUCUUCUUUCAGAGAGUACCUCGCUCAGGAUGAUGGCGGAAGAGGUGCGCUGGCAGAAGUAUGUGAAAAAAAUGAAGAUGCUCUGAACUUCUUUGAUGCGGACGACCACAGUCUUCUCUUAAGGCUUCCUCUAAUCCAUCUCUAUAGCGUCUAUCCCUCAAGCAUGUGCACCCUAAUAGAUAUCAGGGGGAUUAUACUCACCAGGCAUAUCUUUGAGGGAUUUCCACAUCAGGGAUGAAUUGGGGAGAGGUCUAAUUCUCCUCACCCGUGAAUUCGUCCUUUCGGUAGUAGCCUCGGACGGGCGAGCAUUAAAGUCUGUGGCCCGUUCUCUUCGAGAUGAUUUCGAGGUGGUCUUGACUGCGGUCAGUCAAAAUGGGAAUGCAUUUCAAUUUGCGGGAGAAAGCAUGAGAAACAACGAAGAGGUGGCUUUCGCGGCCGCGAAAGAGGAUCUGAAUGCUCUCGCGUAUGCAGGCGAUAGCAUCGACAAAGAUGCAAUUCGAAACAAACUGAAAGCCGAAGGAUAUCUAAUAAUUCGUUGUCCGGGUUGCGAGAAGCGUCGUGGAGGUUCCGAAACACGUUUCUUGAAAAAAGAGCUCUCUUUAGGUAAACAAGAAGGCAGCGACGGUUCUUGCAACAGCGAUUUAGCAGAGUGCGGCUCGUGUGGAUUACACCUGCAUGGUAAUGCAGGAUGGUGGUGCUUCUGUGGACUGCAUAUUUGUCAAGCCUGCGCUCCACAGCUUGUAGUCGGGGAGGAAGGACCCGCGUCGACAGCGUGUGUAGAAGUAGGCGAGCAAAAGAACGCCUUUCGAAACGCCGCAGUCCUUUCCUGCGAAAGUUAUGGCAAUAAAUGACAAAUACUUAUACUGGAAAUAUCCGAGUUUGAUAGAUGAUAAUACUAUUGGAACUGGAAAUACCCGAGUUGCUGUGACUGAGAGAAGGGACGCGUAGCUUUUAAAGGAUGCUCUUCCUUCACCUUCAGUAUCUCGGCUAUUAUCGUGUGUUACUUGCUUAUUUCAGUUUUUUAUCGCACAUCCACCCAUCUCUCAUCUUAGUGCUGCGCCAUCACCUUUUCCUUUUAGCCACUUCAUGAUCGGCAUCGGAUUCCUUCUACUUGGAGCGAUGUUAGAGUUAGUUCUUUUCACAAAAGAUGAUGUUUGUUGGUUCAUUUAAUAUCAAAAGAAGCUUACCAUUUAGAUCUAGCUCAUGCCAGGCACGUCAAUCAGUCAGUCAAUCAAUCAGUCAGCCAGUCAAUCAGCAAAUCAGAUGGGUAGUUCUAGUUGUCGGUCGGGGGUACUCCUACCUGCUCUAAGAAGUAGAAUGGAAGAUACAGAAGCCGCGGGAUGAAAGUGUGCUCCCGCUUGUGGCCCUCCCAGGAGGAAAGUACUUGCCAGUAGAAGAGCCUCGUGGAGAGACGAAUGGGGCGAUUAUGUUGCCAGCACCGGGAGAGGGCUUAGCGGUGUCUGAGAAAGUAAAUCUUCGGUGGGAAGAGAGUGGAAAGUUGAUAUUUCUCAGGCUCCUUGAGCAGAUCGAGGCGACGGCGUAUGACAUCCAUAAGCACGGAAUGGACGAGGAGGAGGACUGCGACGACGAAAAAUUCGCUGGUCUGUGGGUCGAGUAUUUUCGGGGUAUGGCGCCUUCGCGUAUCGAACCAGGCGAGUACGUUGGAAACGGCGAGUAUCAUGAUACCCGUUACCUUAAGGCGGGUAGUUACCGAAUAUUUAUAGCACGCAUGGGGCAUGGAGUAGCAUGGAGUGCAUGGAGCGCAGAGCUUUAAGGGGCGCAAGAAGCUCCCCCUUUAGCUCCAUGCUACUCCAUGUGAUCCAUGCACUCCAUGCCAUGCGAGCUGUGAAACCUUAUAAAUUGCUCUGGAAUAAUUAUAUCCCUUACUACCAUCCUUGGCUCUUUUUCUACUUGAAAAAGGAGCCAGAGACCAUGUUCUGAGGAAUGCAACCCAUCUGCAGGAGGAGCCUCUAAUUACCGUAUGAGCUGGCCCGAGGGCUACCGGGAGCAUUACCUCGACCCCAGGACGGGAAAUAACGUGCUACCAACCGCGAAAUUCAUUCAAUACGUGUCAAGCAAAGCCAAAGACUUGAAUCUGCCGGAUCGUGAAUUCGGCUAUCCGGCCUCCGUGAUGCCUCCAAGUCCUUUCUGGACGGGGGGUAGCAACGGUUGGUUCGAGUUUUUCGAGGGGUAUUGGGACGAAUGGGAGUGGGGCUCAUCUCGUCCACCUGGAGGAGCUGGAGGGAAUGAAUCCACUUACAAUGGCAAUGAAUCUGCAACGGGAGCCAGUUCAUCUUCAUCACCUACUUUCGUAACAAGGGCUGCGGAAUUCGUCGCCUCACUUGAACGAAGCAAAGACGCGAGUAAAGCAACUUCGCCAGAAGAGGAGCCGAGGAUUGAGGAAGCGAGUAAUGCGAUCAAAGAAGUGGGAGAAGCGUUGCAAAGAAUCUACAAUGAUCAGGCUUCCUCCGCGUCCGCAGACACCAAGAAGAAAGCUUUCAAGCAGCUGUGUCGUGAGUGGCAUCCGGACAAGAACCCAGAACUUAGGGCUUCCCACAAUUCAUCUUGAGAAGCAUCUUUGGAGUAUUUUAUUUCAAGGGGAAAAAAGGUCAAAGAUGGGCUUCAAGAUGAAUAUAGGGAAGGUCUAAAGAGAGAAAAGCAAUUGCAACGAUUGUCUUCCAGUUUUUGGCGCAACAGCAGGAAAGCUUUUUGAACAUGAAAAAGCCAGAGCAGCGUUUUGAAGAAACUUCCUAAUUGUAUUGAACCUGAAAAAUAGGCGAGGGCAGCACAAGCACUCUGAGGAUGAUGAAGGGCCUCUUAAAUAUAAUGUGAUAUUACAUUUCAAGAAGCAUGCUUGUUUUUCUGCUAGAGGGGUUCAGGAUAGUUCUGAUGAUCUUUCACUGGUGUGAUGAAGAUGAUCGCACACCUGCGAGGUGAUGGAGGAGGCUGAUUGAAGAACGCACUUCAAAAAGACACUGCAGCUGGUCAUCUUCAUGAUUUUUGAGAGAGACGACAAAAGGAAAAGAGAGAUUAUCAAAAAUGCGGUCUCUAAAUCAACGUCGAAGUGGUCCUCGAACACUUCCACUUAUUUAAGUACUAGAAGGAUUCGGUGAGAUUGAUCAUUGACGAACGAAACCAAGACGACGAAACGAGCGAAUCUAUGCGAAAAAGCUGGAGGCUAAGUAGUUAUUAGUAUAGAUAAGUACUUGCUUGGCAUUGACUUUCCUCCUUUCGGUUUUGUGUUUGAGCUCAACUACCAGAAAAUCAGGGACAUCGACGGACAGCUCGCUUAAUUACAUUUUCUAGCUAGGUCUGCUCCACCAACAUUAUUAUGUGGUCCAUUGUGUAUAUCUCACUUCUCCAUCGCCUUACACCAAACAAAAAACGACUCCUCAUUGACGAUUGACGAGUGACGACGAAACCAAGACGAGGAAACACGAUACGAAUCUAUGCGAAAAAGCUGAAGGCUAAGUAGAUCCUUUUCUUCGUGAGACCUCAGGAGGCGGAAAUGUGGAACAUAGCACUUAGACAAUUACCUAAAUUGUAUUAUGACCGCCAUAGUAAGCGCUUACUAUAAUACUAGAAAUCCCCUUCCCCCUGCCCCUCUUCUCUUGGAAUUGUACUGCUAGUCCUUCCCUCGAGUUGCUUUGUUUUAAAAAUUACUCUUAACCAUAUCCCAUCCCAAAACAAGCAUAGGAAUUGGCAUAUGGUGCAGUGUAGAGCGGAAAGAGGACACGAUUGCGAAUGAAGGCCUACAACUCGUCCGACGAUCGAUACACAUUGUUCACAUCGGGGGUUACAACUCUAUUUACUUUUACAGAUAUUUCAUUAUACAAUUGGCUUCUUCGACAACCCUAAGCCCGAGUCCUUCAAACCCUAAGCGCUAAUUCUAAUUCUUCUUCCAUUGCGAAUUCGUCAAUUCUUCUAAGACUAGGAGUAGCAGUAAGGGAGCAAGGUUUUAUGUAUAUUCAGAACUAGAACUAGAAGAUUACUAGAUAAUAUAAGUUCUUGCAGGAAAGAACUUUAGCUGAAGAAAGGAAAGUCUUGGUAAACCAAACCUACAUCAAUCUUUUUCAAGAGAAUCGUUCGUCGUCCUUAUCAAGUAGAAGAACACUGAAGCUUCUGAAUGUUGAGGUAUAUUAAGCUUCGAAUAGAAGAUUAACAGAGAGUAGAAAGUCUUUUCUUAGGAAAAGAAACUCCUUGGGACACGAUGAUGAUGAUGAUGAUGAAGAAAACAUCGAAGUAGUACGAACGAUCGUUCUUCUUGAACUUGAAGGACUAUCGAGGUGUGCCUCGGCAAAGCUAGAAAAUACACAGGAAGAGCUAGUAGAGGAUCGCCAUUGCAUCUCAUAUAUAGUUUGAGUUUGUUACCCC
Amoebophrya sp. A25 is the source of this 6986-nucleotide messenger RNA. NCBI's taxonomy places the organism in Eukaryota, Dinophyceae, Syndiniales, Amoebophryaceae. The record is from the annotation of a GenBank genome assembly.